CAGCAAAAAGUGAAUUCUGCUUUUGAUAUUAUUCUUUUUAUUAUUCUUAAAAAAAAUUUUUGGACCCCCUCUCUCUCUCUUUCCACUCUUUUUUCCUUUCUCUCCCCUUGAGAUUGCCGGCUGCUUUAUUCCGACUGCCUCUUCGUGAAUCUUUUUCGCUAAAACACUCGCGCAUUUCCAAGCCGUCGGUCGUCUCACCUAACCUAACCUGGCCUAACCUUCUCCUCUCCCACCCACCCUCAUUACUCACCCUCACACUCCACGCCGACCGGCCCCAUCAUCACCACCACACCCCCUCGCCUCACCUCACCUCACCUCACCUCACCACCUUCACUACACUAUAUUCACCUCACCCUAACCUCGAACCCUUCCAUCUUCCUCCACCUCAAAUCAGGGUAGCUUUUCCCCUUCCCCCGGCCACGGUAUUUACCCUUCCUUUCCUUCUUCCUUGCACACUUUUCUUAAACCCAGACAUUGCCUACUCCAUUACACACACACACACUCACACUCACAUACUCACACACUCACACACUCACACACUCACACACUUCCACGCACACACGCUCCCUGCCCACUCAUCCCCUCAGACCUUCCCUAUACUAUCUUCAGUUGGUGUUAAGGCGAUUAAACCGCCUGCUGCUGCCCGUUGGACUGGAACAUACUACGCUUUCCGCUGCGUCUCCGUCCCUCGUGCUGUGUUGUCCGUGCUUUGCUUUGCUUGGAAAUAUCCCUCUUGUCGCCCCGAAUCCGGUUGGCUAACUUCGUUUAUUCCCUCUCCUACUCAGUAGGACAACCAUCAUCUUCAACCACCUCACUGCCCAAACCCACUCAUCCACGACAGCAGCCGAAGGAACUGCAACACUCCCCUCCCCCCUACCGGUACCUUCCUCAGCACCUCAGGUUCAGCUUUUGGUUCGUUUUGGCCGCCCUAUCCCUCUGGUCCAGUGCACUGAGAACGUAUUUCUCUUUUUUUUUCACACCUUGUUCGGGUCUAUUCACCUUAAAGCUCGGUUGGUUCACUUCUUGGAUUGAAGCUUUCCACUUGCCCAUUCUAUAAUUUCUCCGCGAGUGGUUUACAUCUUUCCUCUAUCCUUGUUCUCCUAGGUCUGUGAUUGCAAUGUUGCUUUUUUCGCCUUUUUUUUCUUCUAUCGGUUGGAAUUAUCAACUAAUUGAAUUUUUAGUUCGCUUCCUAUACGUUAGCCAUGCGAGAAGUAAACUUUAGUAUUCCCAAUGUCAACAAGGCCUCAGUUAGUAUUACCACGGCUCUAUACGACCGACGCGCAUUAGAUUGCACAUCCACAUUACCUCUUAUAAAUUCUCUAAACCAUCUAGCGUAUCUCACCACAUCUUCAGCUCGCAUCAGGGAUAUUCUUACGGUUGAUGGCGGUGUGGAACGGCUUGUUUGCAUCCUGAAGGCAGGGAGGAGUAAGGAUUUGACGAGCAUGUGGAAAUGGAACUUGGCCUUCCAAUGUGUAGUCAACAUCGGCGUCCGGGGAUCCGAGAAUGUACGGACAAGGGUGGUAGAGGCCGAUAUGGUUCCGGUGAUUGCGACAAUAUUAGACAACUACAUUCAGGUUAUCGACAAAUUGCAGUCAAAGGCGGAGGCCGCGAGUGCAAAAAAGUCGGUUUCGGGCGGUAGCACCCGGUCGAGGGAAAGCAAGAUUCACUCUUUCUACGAGAGGAAUGAGAGGGCAAGUGGCGGUGAGCGAAGUUUUCGCAGACAGGCGCCUCCACCGAUCGAAAUCCCGGCUCCCAUCUCCCAACACCGCGCGGAAACCCGAGGGGAGCCGAUCACCAAUAACUCACGGCACCCUUUGACGGUUCCUGGCCCUUCCGAGAGAGUGGCAUAUGUCCGCCAGUCGCACAAUCACAGCCGAGCACAUGAUACUCGUCAUCAUUUCCAUGCUUACCAUUCCGGCACUCAGGCACGUGAUCAGGGUGGAUUGCAGCCUUUGGCCGCCGCCCUUCCUGCCAUGGAUAUGGGGGUUGGUGCCUUUGGUCUAAGGCCUGUCCGUGAUGUUGAUCGACUGCCCUCUAUGUUACAGGCCGGUGGACCUUCGCAGCCUGAGUCACCAACCACACCUAACCCGCCCCCUCCCGCAUCUUCCAUCAGAGCCUCACGUCGCAGUGGCAGACCAUCUAUUCGCCAUCAGCGCUCUAUCUCGGGGGAAUCUGAUGACGCUGGUUCAGAUGAAAACCCGGUCCCUUCCGGGGGUAUGGAGAGUGGGAAUGAGCCGAUUGUUGGUAUCGAGACUGGAGAGGAUGGGCGUGAACCGAUUAUUGGAUCCGUGGAUACCCCUAUGGCAAUUGCUGGUCCUCAUGGCACAGAUGGCCAGGACGCCGAAACAUUUAAUAUCACACACAGAUCCCCGAUAGAUGGCAGCAUUAUUAGCCCAACCGCCAACACCAGUCCGACAAUUGGUUUCUUACCCAAUCCCCCAACUGUCAACCCGGCCUUGGCUAUUCCCUCCUCCUUCCAGGUUCCCACUCGAUAUCUCACCGAUAAUUCGUCUAUCGUCCUACCUUCAAUGCCUCAACCGGAGGAUGUCCUGAUGUCGCUGCAACUAUUAGCAUAUGUUUCAAAGUACUGCAAUUUGCGUUCAUACUUCCAGAAAUCCCACUUGGUGCCAAACCUUUCUAUAAGUCGCGAAAUCCACCUACUGGACGAUGACCCGAAUAACUUUGGGGCUAGAUCCCAACCAAUCCCGCUUACCGAGGAGGAAGAGGAGCAUCUGUUGCCUGAUGACCUUAACAUUUUUCCGCUUGUUGAGAAAUUCACCGUUCGUCACCACGCCCCGGACAUGCAAUACUGGGCAGGAGUUGUCAUGAGGAAUCUCUGCCGAAAGGACGACUCUAGAGGAGGGAUCCGACAGUGUGCAUACUACGAGUGUGGCAAGUGGGAGGAGUUCACCCGACAGUUUGCAAAGUGCCGAAGGUGCAGACGCACAAAGUACUGCAGCAAAGAGUGCCAGAAGAGCGCCUGGGUCUACCAUAGGCACUGGUGUGUCGCGGCGCAGCAAUAGCAGAGCUAUAGUUGGAAAUCAAAAAAAAAAAUUCGUCUUUUCGUUUAUGCAUGCAGGACAACCUGUUAAACUGGUUUUUCCUUCCUCCUAUCAUAAUUUGCUUUCCCGGCGGCCAUGGAGUUCUUAUUCUUGUUCUUAGUUCUGGAUCGUGUUUUCCCACCCUUUUCUUCACUUUUUUUUUCUUUUUCCUUUCUAGUGGUUAUUUUUAAAAUUAUUCUUGGGUUUGGAGAAAAGGUGUAAAUUGCCCAUUGGUUUUAUUUUUCCCUUCUACCUUUAUAUCGCGGUUGCAUAGGCUUGAGAUUUCUCUUUUCUCCUACUUUCUCCUUCCUUCUUUAUUAUUCAUUCGGAUUAUUUAGGAUGUUAAGCUUUAGUUCGUGCUGUUUAAAGCUUAUGUUAAUUGACUAGCACAAUGGCAAAAACAAGAGCGAGAAGUGGGAAGAGGGAGGUAGAAAAAGAGAACCCAUCCCUUCGAACGUGUUUUUUUUCUGUUUUUUUCCCAUGCUCCUUCUGUCUUAGCGUGCUCCCUCUACCUCUAUAUCCCCUGCCAUUGGCACACCCUUUCCCCGGCAUCUUCUUUUCCCUUCUUUCUCAGCAUUUAUGUCAUCGCCGUCAUCGAGAUCAUUAUUAUUCAUACCCCCCACUCACGAACUUUUCCUUUGUACCAACUCACCCUCCUAUAACAAAACGUAUCAAGGUUAGCAUGGCAGUAUAGUUUUAUAAAAAAAAAGUUUGGCAAGGUCCGCAUUCUUUGCUUUCCUUUUUUUCCCCGUCCUUUUCAUUGAGUCAUUGAAUCUGUUUUCUGCUUUACUUUCUUGUGUCAUUCCGGAUCGACGGACGGACGGGGCGGUGGCCUUUCCUGAGCUUCGGUUGUUAUAUAAUUUCGUAGAAUGGGGCGGGGGGAUGAUGAGGGGAUGGGGGAAGGGGUUUAGAUGAGCCCCUGACCGACCGAGCGAACGAGCUCCUGGGGGGAUAAAUAGAAGUGUUUUUUUUUCUUCUCUUGGUUCUACUGAGAUUGCGAAGUGAGCGUCGUCGUGUUUGUAUAAUAUGAUACGCUCAUAUUUCUGAGUGCUUCCGUUGUACACUUGUGGGCUAGUACAGCUUAAGUUAGUGUCUUGCGAUAGCGCUGUUUCACCGGGACGUUGUGGAGGCGGU
Messenger RNA from Tuber aestivum (summer truffle), 4175 nucleotides. The record is from the annotation of a GenBank genome assembly. NCBI's taxonomy places the organism in Eukaryota, Fungi, Ascomycota, Pezizomycetes, Pezizales, Tuberaceae.